AUGAGCCGGCCCCCGGCGACGGGGAAAAUGCCCGGCGCCCCCGAGGCCGUGUCGGGGGACGGGGCGGGCGCGAGCCGCCAGAGGAAGCUGGAGGCGCUGAUCCGAGACCCUCGCUCGCCCAUCAACGUGGAGAGCUUGCUGGAUGGCUUAAAUUCCUUGGUCCUUGAUUUGGAUUUUCCUGCUUUGAGGAAAAACAAGAAUAUAGAUAAUUUCUUAAAUAGAUAUGAGAAAAUUGUGAAAAAAAUCAGAGGUCUACAGAUGAAGGCAGAAGACUAUGAUGUUGUAAAAGUGAUCGGGAGAGGUGCUUUUGGUGAAGUGCAGCUGGUUCGUCAUAAGGCAUCACAGAAGGUUUAUGCUAUGAAGCUUCUUAGUAAGUUUGAAAUGAUAAAAAGAUCAGAUUCUGCUUUUUUCUGGGAAGAGAGAGAUAUUAUGGCCUUUGCCAACAGUCCCUGGGUGGUUCAGCUCUUUUGUGCUUUUCAAGAUGAUAAGUAUCUGUACAUGGUAAUGGAGUACAUGCCUGGUGGAGAUCUUGUAAACCUUAUGAGUAACUAUGAUGUACCUGAAAAGUGGGCCAAAUUUUAUACUGCUGAAGUUGUUCUUGCUCUGGAUGCCAUACACUCCAUGGGUCUCAUUCACAGAGAUGUAAAGCCUGACAACAUGCUCUUGGAUAAACAUGGACACCUAAAGUUAGCAGAUUUUGGCACAUGUAUGAAGAUGGAUGAAACAGGCAUGGUGCAUUGUGAUACAGCAGUUGGAACACCUGAUUAUAUUUCACCUGAGGUUCUCAAAUCACAAGGGGGUGAUGGUUACUAUGGGCGAGAAUGUGAUUGGUGGUCUGUGGGUGUUUUCCUUUUUGAGAUGCUGGUGGGGGAUACUCCAUUUUAUGCAGAUUCACUUGUAGGAACAUAUAGCAAAAUUAUGGAUCAUAAAAACUCACUGUGUUUCCCAGAAGAUGCAGAAAUUUCUAAACAUGCGAAGAAUCUCAUCUGUGCCUUCUUAACAGAUAGGGAGGUACGACUUGGGAGAAAUGGGGUAGAAGAAAUCAAACAACAUCCUUUCUUUAAGAAUGAUCAGUGGAAUUGGGAUAACAUAAGAGAGACGGCAGCUCCUGUAGUACCUGAACUCAGCAGUGACAUAGACAGCAGCAACUUUGAUGACAUCGAAGAUGAUAAAGGAGAUGUAGAAACCUUCCCAAUUCCUAAAGCUUUUGUGGGAAAUCAGCUGCCUUUUAUAGGAUUUACCUACUAUAGAGAAAAUUUGUUAUUAAGUGACUCUCCAUCUUGCAGAGAAAAUGAUUCAGUACAGUCAAGGAAAAAUGAAGAAAGCCAAGAGAUUCAGAAAAAACUAUACACGUUAGAAGAACACCUUAGCACUGAGAUACAAGCCAAAGAAGAAUUAGAGCAGAAGUGCAAAUCUGUUAAUACUCGCCUUGAGAAGGUAGCAAAGGAGCUAGAAGAGGAGAUUACCUUAAGGAAAAAUGUGGAAUCAGCAUUAAGACAAUUAGAAAGAGAAAAGGCACUUCUUCAGCACAAAAAUGCAGAAUAUCAGCGGAAAGCUGAUCACGAAGCAGACAAGAAACGAAAUUUGGAAAACGAUGUUAACAGUUUAAAGGAUCAACUUGAAGAUUUGAAAAAAAGGAAUCAGAACUCUCAAAUAUCCACUGAGAAAGUAAAUCAACUCCAGAGACAACUGGAUGAAACCAAUGCUUUGCUGAGAACAGAAUCUGAUACUGCAGCCCGAUUAAGAAAAACCCAGGCAGAAAGUACAAAACAGAUUCAGCAGCUGGAAUCUAACAAUAGAGAUCUUCAAGAUAAAAAUUGUCUGCUGGAGACUGCCAAGUUAAAACUUGAAAAGGAAUUUAUCAAUCUUCAGUCAGUUCUAGAAUCUGAAAGGAGGGACCGAACCCACGGAUCAGAGAUAAUUAAUGACUUACAAGGUAGACUAUCUGGCCUAGAAGAAGACUUAAAGAAUGGCAAAAUCUUAUUAGCGAAAGUAGAGAUGGAGAAGAGACAACUACAGGAGAGAUUUACUGAUUUGGAAAAGGAAAAGAACAACAUGGAAAUAGAUAUGACAUACCAACUAAAAGUUAUACAGCAGAGCUUAGAACAAGAAGAAGCUGAGCAUAAGGCUACAAAAGCACGGCUGGCAGAUAAAAAUAAAAUUUACGAAUCCAUUGAAGAAGCAAAAUCAGAAGCCAUGAAAGAAAUGGAGAAAAACCUCUCAGAGGAAAGGACGUUAAAGCAGAAGGUGGAAAACCUGUUGCUGGAAGCUGAGAAGAGAUGCUCUAUAUUGGACUGUGACCUCAAACAGUCACAGCAGAAAAUAAAUGAACUCCUUAAGCAGAAAGAUGUGCUCAAUGAAGAUAUCAGAAACUUGACAUUAAAAAUAGAGCAAGAAACUCAAAAGCGCUGCCUUACACAAAAUGACUUGAAGAUGCAAACACAGCAAGUUAACACACUAAAAAUGUCAGAAAAGCAGUUAAAACAGGAGAAUAAUCAUCUCAUGGAAAUGAAAAUGAGCUUGGAAAAGCAGAACGCUGAACUUCGAAAAGAACGUCAAGAUGCAGAUGGGCAAAUGAAGGAACUCCAAGAUCAGCUUGAAGCAGAGCAGUACUUCUCAACUCUCUAUAAAACACAGGUGAGAGAACUUAAAGAGGAAUGUGAAGAAAAGACGAAACUUUGUAAAGAAUUACAGCAGAAGAAACAGGAAUUCGAGGACGAAAGGGACUCCUUGGCUGCUCAACUGGAGAUCACCUUGACCAAAGCAGAUUCUGAGCAGCUGGCUCGUUCAAUUGCUGAAGAGCAAUAUUCUGAUUUGGAAAAAGAGAAAAUCAUGAAAGAGCUUGAGAUCAAAGAGAUGAUGGCUAGACACAAACAGGAACUCACUGAAAAAGAUGCUACAAUUGCAUCUCUUGAAGAAACUAACAGGACACUAACUAGUGAUGUUGCCAAUCUUGCAAAUGAGAAAGAAGAAUUAAAUAACAAAUUAAAAGAUGCCCAAGAACAGCUAUCACGGUUGAAAGAUGAGGAGAUAAGUGCAGCCGCUAUUAAAGCACAAUUUGAGAAGCAACUAUUAACAGAGAGAACACUGAAAACUCAAGCUGUGAACAAGUUGGCCGAGAUCAUGAAUCGAAAAGAACCUGUCAAGCGUGGUAGUGACACUGAUGUGCGGAGAAAAGAGAAAGAGAAUAGAAAGCUACAUAUGGAGCUUAAAUCUGAACGUGAAAAAUUGACCCAGCAGAUGAUCAAGUAUCAGAAAGAACUGAAUGAAAUGCAGGCUCAAAUAGCUGAAGAGAGCCAGAUUCGAAUUGAACUGCAGAUGGCCCUGGACAGUAAAGAUAGUGACAUUGAGCAGCUGCGGUCACAGCUCCAGGCCUUGCAUAUUGGUCUGGAUAGUUCCAGUAUAGGCAGUGGACCCGGGGAUGCUGAGGCAGAUGAUGGCUUUCCAGUUCAUAUCACUCAGUCACGCACUAUGGAAUCCUUGUCAUUCACCUACCAACGUUCCUCUACUUCUCUCAAUAUUGCCACUAAGCCUUCCAGUUCUCAUAUGCUUCUUGACUCUGAUUCUGACUCAGAAGAAGAAUCUUUGCCUUACUUACCUAUUUCAUCGGAACCUGAUGGUACAGAAUCAAGACUAGAAGGAUGGCUUUCAUUGCCUGUGCGAAACAACACUAAGAAAUUUGGAUGGGUUAAAAAGUAUGUGAUUGUAAGCAGUAAGAAGAUUCUUUUCUAUGACAGUGAACAAGAUAAAGAACAAUCUAAUCCUUACAUGGUUUUAGAUAUAGACAAAUUAUUUCAUGUCCGACCAGUUACACAAACAGAUGUAUAUAGAGCAGAUGCUAAAGAAAUUCCAAGGAUAUUUCAGAUUCUGUAUGCCAAUGAAGGAGAAAGUAAGAAGGAACAAGAAUUUCCCGUGGAGCCCGUGGGAGAAAAGUCAAAUUAUAUUUGCCAUAAGGGACAUGAGUUCAUUCCUACCCUCUAUCAUUUCCCAACCAACUGUGAGGCUUGUAUGAAGCCUUUAUGGCAUAUGUUCAAACCGCCCCCUGCAUUAGAGUGCCGCCGCUGCCACAUUAAAUGUCAUAAAGAUCACAUGGACAGAAAGGAGGAGAUUAUAGCACCUUGCAAAGUUUAUUAUGAUAUUUCGACGGCCAAGAACCUAUUGUUAUUGGCAAAUUCUACAGAAGAGCAGCAAAAGUGGGUUAGUCGGUUGGUGAAAAAGAUACCUAAAAAGCCUCCAGCUCCAGACCCUUUUGCACGGUCAUCUCCUAGAACUUCAAUGAAGAUACAACAAAACCAGUCUAUUAGACGGCCAAGUCGACAGCUUGCCCCAAACAAACCAAGAUUGCUUGAUUUGGCAUUUAAAGACUGGGAUUGGUCAUUUGAUGAUGUUGAUGGUGGUGAUGAUGAUGACGAUGUUUUUGAUUUCUGAAGAAAUAAAUGGGCUAGCUGCCUUCUGUGAAUGCAGUUGUUAUUCAAGGUGGUCAUAUUCUUCCAGUUAAAACAAGACUGAAAUAUGAUGGCCCAAAAUUUCUUAAAAAGCUAUAUUUUCCUGAGAGACUGAUACACACACACACACACACACACACACACACACACACACACACACAUUUCCCUUUAUUCCUGCAAUAUAAAUUAUAAAUCUUGGAGAUCUUCUGCUCUCCUUUGGAGCAACAUGUUGAACCAACAGUGAUUGGUUAACAGAGUAAGAAAAUCAUACAACUCUUCCAAAGUUGUUCCAUGAAGCUCUCUUGGCAGUCGCUCACACUACAUUGCACAAAAGGCUUGAGAAGAGUUAAAGAAAUCAUCUUUUCAGCUUCAACAGAGAGAUUUCACCAGCACAUUCACCAGAAGAGUCUGGGAAUGGGUUCCACUACAGUGAUGGAGACUGCAUCUUUAAGAAGUGACCAUUAUACUGUGUGUGUGGGGGUGUGUGUGGGGGUGUGUAUGUAUAUAUAUGUACAUAUAUGUAUAUAUACAUGCACACCCCCACACACACCCCCCCACACACAUAUACAUAGUACUGUAUUACUGCAAGAGGGUUCUUCAAAUGUCCCAUUUAUUUUUUUACAUACAGUAAUCAGAUAUCAUAACAAACUGCAGUUGCAACUAUGCACUUGUAUAAAGCCAUAACGUUGAAGUUUGUAUCCCUCAUUUGUGUAUACCCCAUGGAAGCUGCAUGAUCAUGUUUAAGCAGUGACUGUAACAAGAAGUUUGAAGUUAAUUCUAUCAGUUUCCUAAUGCUUCAUGAUAGGCAACUUUACCCAUUUUGAAUGCCUUAAUUUAAUUUUUUUUAAUGUCUCACCUUUUUCUGUAUUUUGAACAAAAAGUGUUUACCAGCUCUUAGGAUGCAAAUUCGCUUUGCAAAAGAAAAAUAGUGCACUAUUUUUACAUGUAAUAGUUAUCAGUGUCAGACUAUCUUGAUUGUAUAACAGAAUUUUUUUUAAGUACCCGUGAUAGAAACAAUAAUGGAUAAUAUUGGAACUAAUAUAUCUUUUAUGUUUAUUAUUCAUCCCACUCUGCUUACAGACCUCAGUAUUAGUGUAUGAGUAGGAAAUGUUUGCUUCGCUUUGAAUUUGCUGGCUACCCUAGAUGUGUUUUUAUUUCUGGCAGAGACAUUUGUGACUGUUUCUACAUUUUCACACUCAAGAUUCUAAGAUUAUCUCAAAUAUAAAGAAAACUAAGACAUACUGUAGAUAUAUUUUAAAUAUUUAAAUGUGAUCCCUCAAACACACAACUGAGUAUGGCAAUAUUUCAGCAUUGGGUUAAGAAAACUGGUGACUAGGAAGAAGUGGCCUCAAAGGCUCUUAACUUGAUUUUUAUUUUUUAAAUGAUGUUAAAGUUGUAGGUUAUGCAGGACCACUUCUGCCAUAUUUGUCAUUAUCCCAGAAAAAUGUGUUUUUUACUGCUACAGUAUGCAUCAGUGCUAAGUUAUCAAGUUUGAAAAAAGUAUGUAGUCUUUUAUUAGUCUCUUUAUAUACAUACAGAGUUGGUGUGAUACUGAAAUACAUCAUCUAAUAUUUCAAUGAAGGAAAUAGACCUUUUUCAUUGACUCCCCUUGGGGUCAGUGUAGAAAUGGUUAAAGAGUUAGACCCCCAAAAUAUAGACACUGUUGUGGAAAUUGAACCGCGGCCUCUGGCCUGAUGGACUAAACCUGAAUCUUGUCAUUCUCACAUUGUCCCGCCUACGCUCUCUCACGCUGUCUGCGCUGAGUCCGGACACGCAUGCCAUUUCCCUCCCCGGGAUGUUCUGCGGUUCUGGCUUGGGGACACAGCUUUUGUUUUUUUGGGGUUUUGUUUUUGUUUUUGUUUUUGUUUUUUUUGUUUUUAAGAUUUAAAAAUGAGAACUAUAUAAAAUUUAUAUAGAAUAAAUAUUUCCAUUCAUUAGACUUGUUAAAAGGAGACUGAAUUAAUAUUUUAUAUAAAGAUUUUGUUACACUAUGGGAGGUUCUAUCAUAUUAUUCUGAAUUGGAGAGUAUAUAUAUAUAUAUAUAUUUUUAAUAAACUUUAUUAAGGUGAAAUAAUUUGAAGUUUACACAUGAGUAAUUGAAAUAUUUGAGUAAAAAUGGCAAAAGUUUAAAUUUUGAAUGCUGUAUAUAUUAGAGAAUAUGGAGAAUCAUGGUGUGCUGCAACUAUACAAGGAAAAUUAAUGUGAAGUUUUUUGGGGAAAAGAAAGUAUUCUAAGGGGUGGGAAAAAAUCUCUCCCAUGGAGAUUCUUCACAUUAUAUGGUUUAACAUAAGGGUUUUUAGGUCGUUUCUCCAGCUAAUGGAAAUGCGCUUAAUAAAAAUUCUGACCUUGGGUAAGAGUUUGCUUUUUACCCUUUUGCUCAUUUCACGUACGUGCAUGAAUGCAUACCCCUAUCCAAACGUCCUCUUCCCAGCACUCAUUAAAUACAAUAUUGACUCGGUUUAACAACCUGAUUUUGUGCCAGCUUCUCUUUUUCUUGAGGCUCCAAAGCUUCCCAGAUAAAUGCAAGACCGAAAGUUGCUUAUUUCUUCACACCUGAUUUCUCCUAGAGCCGUAAAUACCUCCUGUUGAGAACUAAGAAGUAGUGAAUACUGGGAUUUUCUUAGUUGGAUUUUGUACUUUUCUUUAGUGGGGAUAGCGAGACCGAAGUAGAAGGAAAACUGGUGCCGGUGUUACUGUUCAAAAUUAAUGUAUAGUGAGGUUUUGAAAAGUAUUAAAACGUGCUAUCUAGAAGCAAGAUUUUUAAAAAAUCUGAAAUUUGUAAAUGCCUUUAGCUAUCUAAAGGAUACCGAGAAAUCUAAAAUAAGGUGAGUGUUUUAAAAUUGACCUGUGCUGGAGUCACAAAUCUGGCUCUGAACGAUGUCUUUUGUGUCGGUUCAUCUGUAGACCUUCAAAAAGAAAUACUCUGGGUUUGCCAAACCACAGUUGAAGAAAUUUUGCUGCUGUUGUUAAUCUGUUCCCACAGGAUUCUGGUGGUAAAAUAGAGAAACUUAGACGCUGUAUUACUUUAUUGAAACAUGCUUUAAAUAACAUGUUUAGUAUUCUGUGAGAGGAAGUCACUUCUGAGUUUCUCGGUCUGUGUCGACACUGCUACUGAAUCACGUCUCCUCCCCUGGAAGAAGGCUCCAGUUUCCCUCUGGCGUGAAGACACCAUAGUUGAUUCACAAAGCACUUUGAAAAUAGGCGCUGUGUGACAGUGCUGAAUAUUAUGCUUGGGGGGCCUGUCCCUGAUUCCCUUCCCCAUAGUAAUGAGUUUUGUUUGGAAUUGUAUUAAGUUAUGAAUUGCAUGGUUUAGAUAAUCGUAAAUAUUUGAUCAGCUGUCCCCUCUGAACAAAAAUCGUACCCCCCGAUCUUUUAAAAAAAUUUUUGUUGCAUCUUUGUAGUAAUGUAAUUGUAUUUUAUGCCUGCUUUUUAUAUUAAAAAAAUUAAAUAAAAGAAAUUAAGACCUGA
Molecule: messenger RNA, 7913 nt
Organism: Leopardus geoffroyi (Geoffroy's cat)
Lineage: Eukaryota; Metazoa; Chordata; Mammalia; Carnivora; Felidae
Gene: ROCK2
Product: Rho associated coiled-coil containing protein kinase 2
Exons: 35
Coding region: 1-4428 (1475 amino acids)
Biological process (GO): embryonic morphogenesis; regulation of actin cytoskeleton organization; smooth muscle contraction
Cellular component (GO): cytoplasm; cytoskeleton; centrosome
Molecular function (GO): ATP binding; Rho-dependent protein serine/threonine kinase activity; small GTPase binding
Source: RefSeq, a predicted model, not a curated record